AUGCCUAGGGCUGAGCGUUCGGAAAACCCUAAGAAAAAAAGAGUGUUCCGUUCGACUGAGAGAGUGGCGAGUGGAACGGCAACCCCAAUGGAGGCGCGAAGAAGAAGAUCGUUCCCAGAGUCAGUAACCGUGCAGAUCAUCGCGAGACUACCUCUGAAAAGCAUCGCGAGAUUCAAAUCGGUGUGCAAACAAUGGAGAUCGUUGAUAGAAUCGUCAUACUUCCGCAGCCUCUUCGUCUCUCUCCACCGAAACUCAUCUUCCUCCUCCUCCUGGUCACUUAUGUUCCCAAUGAAGUAUAAGAAUCCCAUCACCGAAGCUAUAGGCUUCUAUGGAUGCAAGAGAUGGGAUCUUCCCAAAUCCCCAGCCUCCUAUUUCAUCCCUUUUCAACGGUAUCCCAAUCACCCUCCCUUAGACUAUUACUACAUUUCUUCCUCAAACGGAUUGGUUUGGAUUGAAGUGGAAUUCGGAUUUGACGAAAAUCACAAUACCGUAGCCAAAUCAUUUGUGGGCAAUCCAGUUACGCAAGAAUGGGUUGAGAUCCAUCAGCCUCAAGAUCCUUCUAUUAUUCCCACUAGUUUGCUAACGCGUGUUGUGAACGGUGUCGUUUCAAGCUUCAAAAUGAUCAAUACUACUUAUGAGGUUAAUGAUACAAACGAUGUACGGAGCAUGUAUGUGUAUUCUUCUGAGAUAGGGGCAUGGUCUUUCAAGCGGCUUCGCUCCCCUGUUCCCCUCCAGCGAGCUGGUUUUAACAAGCCUUUGAUUCUCAACGGGAUGGUUUAUGUUUGGGACAAGAGAGUGGAUGACGACGAUGAUACUGCCCCUGGAGUUCUUGUAGCUUAUGACUUUUUUGCUGAAGAAGAUGAUAAUCAGUGUCGGAUUAUACCUCUCCCUGUCCCGUAUAGCAAGUGCGUUAGGAGAUGUUUGUCUACUUCAGGAGGAGAUGUUAUCUACGUUGAAAUAUUGGAGCGAAGAUUGAAGGUUUGGAAGCUCAAGAGUAACAACUCUGAUGGAGAGUGGUGGCAGUUGACGAGAGAGGAGAUCGACAUGGCCUCUGCGGGCUUUGAUGUCGAUUGUUUUCCUUUGGGAGUUAACCCGUUUGAUACUGAUUCGGUCUACCUAUGGAGUCGGCAACACGGUUGCGUGGUAUUUGGUAACUUAAGGACACGAGAGUUUACUCUUUGUCAGGAUACAGAGACUUGGAGUGAUGGUGAAGGUAGUUGGCGCAUAAACACGUCUGAUUCUAAGAAGUAUCUGGAUACAUAUGAACUUGAUGCAGCUUUGGUCGUCACGUUAUCACAAUUUGUGCCCCCACAGUGGAUGGAUCCGGUGCCUCGCCCGCCGUAUUGACAUCCUUCUUGUGUCAAUGUUUUCCUAGUGUUGAUUCUGUUUUGUUUCGUCUCAGUUUUUAAUUAAGACACUAUGUAUCAGGUCUUCUCUUUUGUCAUCGACUAGUUGCUCACACUACAUAUUUAUGACUUAAGUUUGAAUGGGUUUCUUUCUUUUGUCA
Raphanus sativus (radish) is the source of this 1507-nucleotide messenger RNA. RefSeq names its product F-box protein At1g49990. Gene Ontology annotation, molecular function: protein binding. The record is from RefSeq and is a predicted model, not a curated record. Lineage: Eukaryota; Viridiplantae; Streptophyta; Magnoliopsida; Brassicales; Brassicaceae. The coding region runs from base 1 to 1347 and encodes 448 amino acids. The transcript is spliced from 2 exons.